Messenger RNA from Lactuca saligna, 771 nucleotides. The record is from the annotation of a GenBank genome assembly. NCBI's taxonomy places the organism in Eukaryota, Viridiplantae, Streptophyta, Magnoliopsida, Asterales, Asteraceae.
AUGGUUCAGACGCCCCAUUAUUCUAGUACACAUGAUGGAUCAAAUGAUGCAGAUUCGAAUGGCUCUCAUAGGCCAUUUAUCACACAAAAGGGGUACAAGUUUGGGAGACAAAGUAUUCAUCAGGCGAUCGUAAAGAUAUUUUGGCAGUCUAUAAAUGAACCUUGGAUUACUUAUAAAAAAAUUCCAAAGGAAGUUGUCACUCAAAUGUUUGAGCGUUUUAGGACUCAAUACCGGUGGGAUCCAAAUGAAGAAGGGUUAAUUUGUGAAGGUUUUGAGAAUACACUGAAAGAUCGCUGUAGGGGUAGAAUGAGGGAUGCUAUGGAAGCAUCGAAACAGUUGACGGGUGAAGACCCCUCAUUCAUUGAUCUUUAUUAUAAGACACAUCUUACCGCCGAAUCAAAGAAAAUAUAUUUUGGGGGCGAUAAAGAGGCACAAGUGGAUUUUGUGAUUGAGACAUCUAGAGUGGCGAUCGAGUCAUAUAACACAACCCUAUCUCAAAAAUAUGGUGAUGAUCCGACUCAACAUUAUGUGAAUGAUCCUGAAUUGUGGACCCAAACAAAAUUACUUAGGAAAGGCGGGAAACAAAAAGGUCCUAUCUAUGGGGCAGGAUACUCAGAUCUUCACUUUCUGAUGACGGGUGCAUAUUCUUAUGAGUCAACUUCAGCUUCUUCUGACUUUGCAAAGUCACAACAGGAGGAGACUCGACUUGUAGGAUUAGAGAUGAUGAGUGAAUUGAUAAUGGUUGGUAGGAGAUGUGUGAUUGGUUUAUAG